AUGCCUGUUGCCAUUGUCACCGGCUCGUCGAGAGGCAUCGGCCGUGGAAUUGUGAAGAGACUGGCGGAUGAUGGUUUUGAUGUGGUGGUCAACGAUAUUGAGGCAAACAAAGCAGGGGUAGAUGAAGUCGUCGGCGAAAUACAGGCCAAGGGACAGAGGGCGUAUGGAAUUCUUGCAGAUGUCAGUAGCAAAGAGCAAGUCGAAACUAUGAUCUCGGAGACCGUCCAGAAAUUCGGGGAGCUCAACGUCAUGGUGGCAAACGCAGGGAUUCUUGACAUGUCGCCUCUCCUUGAUAUGUCUGUCGAGACUUGGGACAAGGUAUUUGCAGUCAAUUGCCGUGGAAUCAUGCUAUGCUACCAACUUGCUGCACGCCAGAUGACCAAGCAAGGGAACGGCGGGAAACUGAUCGGGGCCUGUUCAAUCUCCGGAUAUCGCCCAAGCGGCAAAGCUCCAGCGUAUUGCUCAAGCAAAUGGGCGGUCAGGGGGCUUACCCAAACAGCGGCCAUGGAGUUCGGGCAAUACGGCAUCACGGUCAACGCAUAUUGCCCCGGGUCUGUCCAGACGGAUAUGUCCAUGGUCUUUGCUUCCAGACUGGCCAAGGAAACCGGCGAAUCCGAUGUAGAGAAGGCAUACAAAUCUUCUUCACACCGGAAAUCCGCCUUGAACAAAGAGGUCUUCCCAGAGGACAUAGCUGGCCUCGUGAGCUUUCUGGCGGGCAAGGACUCCAACCGUAUAACCGGUCAAACUAUCAUCUGUGAUGGAGGUAAGUCAAGAUCAGCGAUUACUUUUGAAUUGAGUCCGACCUAA
Cladophialophora immunda is the source of this 807-nucleotide messenger RNA. RefSeq lists its product as uncharacterized. The record is from RefSeq and is a predicted model, not a curated record. The coding region runs from base 1 to 807 and encodes 268 amino acids. The transcript has a single exon. Gene Ontology annotation, molecular function: oxidoreductase activity. Lineage: Eukaryota; Fungi; Ascomycota; Eurotiomycetes; Chaetothyriales; Herpotrichiellaceae.